Adineta ricciae is the source of this 2913-nucleotide messenger RNA. The record is from the annotation of a GenBank genome assembly. NCBI's taxonomy places the organism in Eukaryota, Metazoa, Rotifera, Eurotatoria, Adinetida, Adinetidae.
AUGAAACAAAAAACUUUCGAUGUUAUCAAAGAAUUUUCAUCAAAAUAUCUCAUCACUGCUGAAGCUUUAACAAAUGAUGUAUUUAAUACACAAGCCAAAGAACUGAUUGAUCAUUUUAUAUCGGUAACUGUUGCUAAAAAUAUGUACAUCAAUGAAUUUAUCGAAUUUAGUAUUUCCAAAAACAGUAUUCAUACAGAUCUUCGUUCGAAUUAUCUUAUGAAAAUCUUUCCAUCAGUGAUCAGUUUUGGACCAGUAACUUAUCAGACAACUGAUGAUAUGUGUAGAUGUUCAGCUGAUAAUGUUUGUUCAAGUCCAGCUGGUAUUUAUAAUAUAACCGAACGAACAAAAAUUAUGAAUGGGAAUAUAUUUCAUAUAAAUCAGUCUGAUACACCGUUGAUAUUUCAAUUAUCUAAUAUUAAAGUUGGUUCUUAUCCAUAUAGUUCAUUAUAUUCAUCGAUACUUGAAUGUUUUUACAAUCAAUCAUGUAUUGAUCUUCUUCGUUCUUAUAUUCCUGGAUUUUCAUUUGUUUCUCCAUUGAUAUCAUCAGAUUUUCCUUCAGAAACAUUUGUCAAAUCUUUAAUCAUAGUUAUUAUCAAAUUUGUUCUCCACAUUCCUGUGUUUUAUUCAUACAAUCGACGAUUUAAUUUCUUAUAUAUUCUCACUGUUGUUCUUGGUCUUUUUGGUGGUUUGAAGAUGAUUUUACAAAUAUCUAUUCCAUAUUUCAUUCAAUUGAUACGACGAAUCAAAAUGAUGAUAUAUCAACGAUGGAAACGAAAGAAAACCACGAUAGUUAUUCAAUCAAAUGAAGAUCAAAGAAUGGGAUUUUUUUACAUUCUCAAAUCAUUGUGUGCUUUAGCGAAGAAAACUCUCUCAUAUAAACUUGCGGUAUUUAAUAGAACAUAUCUGAUAACUAAACAAGUAUUAUCCAAUAAUAUAUUUCAAAUUCAAAUAUCUUCAAUUAUUCAGCAAUUUCAACAACAAACUAUUUCUUCUUUUCUCGUUCUAUUUGAACUUAUUCGAACUUCAGUGCAACUUGGAAAUGGAAAUAACAAUGUUAAGAUAGAAUUUGAUGAUGAUGAACCAGUCUAUAUCACAUUAACUAACUAUUAUGAAAAGAAUUGUUCAUGUGGUAUUAAUACAAAUUGUACAACAUUUGUAGCGUUUUUCUGCCAUGAUCAAUAUUGUGAUGAAAAUUCUACUAUAAAACAAGUACCAAUACCUGCUUUUGUUCUAAGUUGUUUUACUCUUGAUUCUUUUCUCAUGUCAACACUAAAAUGUAUGUACGAUUCGUCAUGUUUUCAAAUGUUAUUAGAUGAUUAUUCAUUCGGAUUAGUUAAUAGUUCAAUCGAUCCACGUGCAAUCAAUGUCACUCUACUAAAUUCAACAAUCAAAAAAUGUGCCCCGGAAGAAUGUCUUUAUACAUACGAAGAACGUUUUGUCAAAAGUUAUGUCAUAUCUACAACUGUUUCUACUGUCAGUGGUUUAUCUAUUGCUCUUCGACUAUUAGUUCCUCUUCUUGUAAAAUUCCUUCGAAGAAUAUAUUAUCGUUAUUGGAAAUCGCAAGGACAAGAUCAACGAAUUCUUGUCGGAAUACGAGAAAAGAUUCAAACGAUGAAUGUCUAUCGAAAGAAAACUAUGGAAAAUCUUCCUGCAAACGAAGAAACGAUUUUAACUCGACGUCAACAUAUUGCUACUGGUUUUUAUAUUGUUUUCUUCAUUAUUUCAAUAGUUAUUAUAUUAUUUUCCGUUGGUUUUUCAUCGAAAUCUUAUCAUAAAACAGUUUCGUAUCCAAAUAUUUCAACAUAUGAGAAAUUACAAAGUCAAUACUUUUCAACAAUGACUUGUCCAUGUUCACAAAUUGCAAUUCCGUAUUCCAAAUUUCUCUCCGUUCGACCAUCUGCUUAUCAUGAAAUUUGUUCAAGUGAUCUAAUUUCAUUUGAUUUUAUUGAAUUUCUCUGGGGCGAAGAAACAACAGAUGGAUAUACUUUGAAUGUCGAUCGAAAAAUCUUGACUGCUCAUAUUCGUCUCCUAUCGGCAUUUUGUUCUCUCGGAAAGAAUCUUGUUGAGCAAAAGAUUAAAAUAUUCUCUGAACAAAAUUUCAUUAGUAUCGAAACGUUGACACGUCAUUCUUUUCAAAUUCAAAUCAAUUCAUUGAUUCAAAAUUUCAUUGACGAAAUACCAAUUAGUUUUCGUUGGACUCAUCAAUAUAUUACAGAUUUAUUUCAUGGAAAUCAAUUAUCACAUCGAUUUGGAUUGAAUUGGCUGUAUUUUACCUCUAAUGAACGAAAUCAUUAUUAUAUCAGAACAAAUCCAACACUUUACAAUGAAAGUGGUCAACCAUGUUCAUGUUUAACAUCAUCAACGUGUUCAAGAUCGCUACUGGCAAGUUUUGAUACAGUUGUACAAUUACCAGGUAAAGCAUAUCCAAAGGAGUAUAUUAAAAAUGAAAAUUAUUUCUUCAUAGGUAUAGUUUUGGGUUGUUUACCUAUUAUUGGUCUUCGUUUAUCAACACUUGAAUGUUUUUAUAAUUCAACAUGUUUAAGUGAAUUCGAAAAUUUCAUAAAUAGUUCGGAGAAAUUUAAUAUUCUCAAUAUAUCCGUAGAGACUCGAUUUAGUCCGAUAUCAUCGGUAUCAAUCGGUACAUUGAUUGAUGAACUAUUCAUUGAGAAAUGGGAAAAUUCGAGUAAUUAUUCCAAUUAUUUUGUGAAUUGUGCACCAUUAACAUGCCGCUAUAGUUAUGAAAAGAGAAAUGACUUUCUCUACGUAUUAACAACAUUUUUAGCUUUAUAUGAUGGAUUAAGUUUUACCUUAAAAGUAUUUAUUUGGUACAUUCUGAGUAUCUAUUGGAAAAUACGUCAACGGUUUGUUAUUCGUCGCAAUCAAAUUCAAGUGAUAAGUGGAGACCAGCAAUGA